GUCGGGGGGAGGGGGGUGGGGUGGUAGGUUGUAGGGACAAGAGCGUGUGGUGGCUGCUGAGGAGGGGUCAGGAUCUCUUCAGCGGCUGGGCCAGACCCCCCAGCAGAACCUGCCAGUGCCCGACUCCAUCUAGGCCCCUUCUGGCCCGCUGUGCACGGCGGCCCGCAGCUGUUGGUCCUGGCUCCUGCGGCUGUGGCAGAGAGGGAGGCCGGAGGCCUGUGCGCGCGGGGGCGGGGCCGAAUCGGGCCUGUGGCGCCGGGGACCGAGACGCCGAGACCGCGGGGGCCCAGCGAGGGGAGCCCAGGCCUACGGGCCCUAACGGACUGGUUACUCAGGGCCCAGUCUGACCCGUUUCGCGGGUCCAGCGUCCACCCGAGCAGCCCUCUCCUCUUUGGGACACCCCCUCCAUCACCAGCCUGACCAGUCCCAAUCCGAGGUCGCUGGGCCCGUCUGCCAAGGCGGCCUCCAGGGGCGGGAAGUCACGUUUGUCCCUCAGGCCUGGGCCGCAUGAAGCUUCCCAGACCCCCACCUGUGCGCGCCCUCUCGCUCUUGCUCACUGCCUCCCUCGGGGCCCGCCUUCCUCCUUUCCUUCUUCCAUCUCUUUCUGUCCCGCUCCCUCGCGGGUCUUCUCCGCAGCGAUCCUAGGGUCUUCUCGGCUGCUCUUAGGUUGAUUUCCCCGUUUCCCGGGACGCUUCCACUUGCCCAGGGGAUCUUUCAGCCCUGCUGAGAAGUUCGUUCACCACUUCUCUCGUAGAGAGUUGCCCUGCCAUUUUGAUCUCCCUGAUCGCUGAAACAGCCCGCCAAGUUACUUGGUGUUGUUCUUGAGCGCUCAUCCUAGAGAUUUGGGUGGGUUGUUUGGGCCCGAUUGUGUAGAAAAAAGAAUAGGGUUUUCCUCCCCAGAAGCUAAAAUUCCAAUCACUAUAUUUGUAAAUCCAAUGCUGAGACUGAAGGGGAACCGGCUCCUGGUGAGUCCCCGUUUUGUAAGUGACUCGCUUUGACUAAUCCUUUGCGUGCGUGGGAGGGAGUCGAGUGGGCCAGACUGGUCGGACCGACUUAGCAGGAAUGUUCCACUCACUGCAGAGGAGGUCGCCCUCCAGUGUCUACUCCUACUGUGUGAGCUCUGCACGGUUUGCCAGCCUUGCCGAUGGGAGCCUGGGCUGGGGGCAUCAGGUGAGCGCCCUCAAGGGCAGGGUGCAGCAGGUUCUCCGGUGGUUCCAGAAGGAGACCGAGAGAGGCACUAGGCAGAAUAAGAGCCUCCUCUCGCUUUUAGCUAACCAAUGUAGCUAUGUCACCAGUCUGAGGGUCCGCCGUGCCCAGCAGAUCGGUCAGCUCUACAGCAACAUCUACUCGGAGAGGACGCGCUGGAGCCUCUUCAACAGACUUUGGCGCAAGUUUCACAGCCACCACGGGAAUGCUUGUAAACUGAUGGCUGCCCUCACCGGAAUCUUUGUGUGGGAAGAGGAGAGGAUCAAAGAAGAGGAAUUACAGAGAUCUAUUGAUGAGAUGAAAAGAAUGGAGGAAAUGUCUAGUGUGUUCCGAAGGAGUGGAGUAGAGUGCCACGCUCCUGAACUGAAACCCCAAACAGAAGAAACAAGUGAUAUAGCCACUAAAGAGCAGCCAUGGGAAAUGGUAAUGGACAAGAAACACUUCAAACUCUGGAGGCGUCUGAUCAGUGGUACUCACCUGUACCAAUACAGAGUUUUUGGAACAUAUACCGAUGUGACACCUAGACAGUUCUUCAAUGUUCAGCUAGAUACAGAAUAUAGAAAGAAGUGGGAUGCUCUAGUCAUCAAACUGGAAGUGAUUGAAAGGGAUGUGAUCAGUGGUUCUGAAGUUCUUCAUUGGGUAACUCAUUUUCCUUAUCCAAUGUAUUCACGGGAUUAUGUAUACGUACGAAGAUACAGUGUGGAUCAGGAAAAUAAUGUGAUGGUGUUGGUGUCACGAGCAGUGGAACAUCCUAAUGUACCAGAAUCUCCUGAAUUUGUUCGCGUCCGGUCAUAUGAAUCCCAGAUGGUUAUCCGCCCCCACAAAUCAUUUGAUGAGAAUGGCUUUGACUAUUUGCUAACAUACAGUGACAAUCCCCAAACUGUGUUUCCUCGUUACUGCGUCAGCUGGAUGGUCUCCAGUGGCAUGCCCGAUUUCCUGGAGAAGCUGCACAUGGCUACGCUGAAAGCCAAGAACAUGGAGAUCAAAGUGAAGGACUACAUCUCGGCCAAACCCUUAGAUGUCGGCAGUGAGGCCAAGGCAGCCACUCAGAGCCCAGACCGGAAGAGCGAGGGCAGCUGUGGUCCUGCUCGCAUCGAGUACGCUUAAGGGGGUUCGGUUUGGGGGGGAGAAGUUGUUCAUAUUGCCGUGGACCUUACCCCCUGCUGCAGGACAGGGAAAAGCCAGGGACAGUGGAAGAGGUCUGCUUUACUUGAAAAGACAAGAUCAAUUGACAACUGGAAUCUAAUUCACUUGGCCUGGCUCUUUUCAGUGCUUUUGCCAUCCUUUUUUUCAGAACAUUUGAGAAGAUGGCAUCUCUCUUGGGAAGCUGUUGUAUUUCUGACCCAAGAAUUUUAAAUUCAGUGUUUCACUGAGGUACUAUGGGACAGAUUUCUUAUACCUCUGUAAGGAUGAGAACACUUCCAUAUGUCCUCUUGGAGCAUUUUCCUCACACCUGGAUUUUACUUUGUGCCAUCAAUUCUUCAAUGACUUGGCUUUCAUUCACUUCUGGAAGACUUCAACUAAUAAGACUGUUUGGGUUUUUCAUCAAUUUGUGGGGGAAAUGGGUAUUGAGAAAUCUCUUGGCAGUAGGUCUUUGUAUGUGCUGACUAUAAAUGAAACAGUCCUAUGUGGCCUAAGUGCCUUCUCUUGAUCUUUGUUUAGGAACAACAUGAAAGCUGUGCCAAGAAAUGCCCUUCCUUCAUUCAGAAAGUGUCAUUUUUUCCUGUGAGAUUCCAUUUUAAAUCUGCUUAAUACCUUUACUGCCCUUUCUGGUUUUGAUUAUGUUAUCUUACCCAUCGUCUCCUUCCCAUCCUCCCCAACAUAGGGCCAUCAGUAAAGAAAGCCCUUUAAGAUAAUAAUACAUUAAUAAUAUUCAGAUACGAUCAGUCAAGAUGUUGGUAAGGCAACUUACUAAAAAUAUUGAAUUAAACUUUAAUUUUUAUUUUGUGUUAAUUUUUGAUCAAGAAAAUAGAAUAGGGAAUCACAUAGUUAUUACUAGUUUUGAGGAUUCCUCCUUUGCUUAGCUACAGAAGAUUCUUCCUUAACCUCACUGCAAAGAAAAUGCCAAACUUGUCAGCCCUCUUGGUUUGACUUAAGUCAGUCUUAUUUCUGGAGGUUCAUAAGGUUUGUAUAGUCCCUUGUGAUGAAGCUCUGGCAUAAAGUCACCAUGGAGACUCUCCGGGGAUCUGUCCUCUGCUCCCGAUUGGGAAGAGAACACAAAGGGAAGGAAUGAUAAUUUUCUUCUCAUAGAGGUUUCAGAACAAAAUAAGCCAAGGUAAGAUUUUUUAGAAUGAAAAACCUAGCCAUAACCAUAAUUGCCAUCGUAAGAAAUGCUGGCUGAACUGUGUAAAACAAAAAAGAAAACCCAUUCCUUUACUUUUCCUCAAUCACUGCAAAAUCUCUCCCAUUACCUCUCUUUCUAUUUAUUGCAUUGAAAUACUGUUACCUCUUAUGCAUGAUUGACCUGAAUUUUGCUGGAAGGUUUUAACUCUGGCCAGGUAUACUAAUCGAUCUGGCCAGAGAAAGGUCCAACUUGAAGGCUAAUAGUAUUUGCAGAGUGGGAUGAAUGAUCCUAACUGGGCUUAUUAGGUUUUGAUUUUGACUAGAGUGCCUUGCUCUGGAUUGGACACAUUGGCUGUAAUGGCUUUGGAAGAAUCCUACCUGAAGGCAAGUGUGCUAUCUCCAUACUUAAGAUAUAUUCUGAUUCAAAUGGUAUAAGAUAGUACGGGUGUUCUCAUCUGGGCUCAGUUACAGUGAUAAAACUUCAAUCUGGAAGGUGGUAGGAACUUUGAAAUCUCCCUUAUCACCAAAAUUUAGGUGGGAAACUUCUGUUUGCCAUUCCUUACUCUCUAUUUCUAUCAUGGGAGAAAGGAUCUAAUCCUAAAGUAACUUCAAUCACCCUAUAGUAUCCUUACUGUCUAUUCAGUUUUGUGCCAAGGUAGUGAUCCCACCAACACUUUUUUUGGUUGUUCAGAUGAUCCGACACAGGUACACUAAUUAUAUAAGAGUUCAAGCUCCUUUUCAUUGACCCUUCUUUUUUUAUUUCAGAAUGUGAUGAAAUCAGGGAACAGUCAAUGAGUUCCAUUAAUAUUCAUUACCUACAGGAGUUAUUGUGUAUAAAGAGCAAUUAUAAAGGUGCUUAGGGUACUUAGGCUGCUCUUUGUGAUUCUGUGUUCUGAUUUGUGGCACUGGUUGUCAGUGUAGUCUUUUGGGAUUGUAAUAAUUUUACUAAUAACUGGCAUUUUUAUCAAAAGUGUGAAUAAAUAUACAGAUUGGUAUGAAA
Messenger RNA from Sarcophilus harrisii (Tasmanian devil), 4489 nucleotides. RefSeq names its product StAR related lipid transfer domain containing 7 (gene STARD7). Lineage: Eukaryota; Metazoa; Chordata; Mammalia; Dasyuromorphia; Dasyuridae. The record is from RefSeq and is a predicted model, not a curated record. The transcript has 8 exons. Gene Ontology annotation, molecular function: lipid binding. Bases 1063 to 2313 code for a protein of 416 amino acids.